This is a messenger RNA of Fusarium redolens, 1031 nucleotides long. RefSeq lists its product as uncharacterized. The record is from RefSeq and is a predicted model, not a curated record. Lineage: Eukaryota; Fungi; Ascomycota; Sordariomycetes; Hypocreales; Nectriaceae. Bases 275 to 970 code for a protein of 231 amino acids. The transcript is spliced from 2 exons.
CCUAGAUUGGACUCUUCAUAGGCAAAGUCUUCCUGCCGCAAGAUGACCUCAACUUCCAUUAGAUCUCAAUACUUCGUCUUCACUAAUAAUCAUUCUCUCGAGAAUGUGUCCACAUUUUGCCUGUGACUAUUGUCAUUUUGGCUUGUAAUCGCCUACUCCGACUUUCUUGGUCUUCUUGGUCUCCUGAUCGGUAAAUGAUCAGUCGAAUAUUCCUUGUCCUAUCUUAUCCUCCCCAUUUGCAUUCCAUGCAGCGUCAAGUUGUUAACGAGUGAUCAUGGACCUCGGUGAUUCCAGAUACAGAUCAUUCAGCCAAGCUUCACUGCACAGUGCCUAUCAAACUCAUGAAAGACGGUCCACUACCCCGAGGCUACGGUCUCCAUCUCAACCACGACUACCCUUCCAGAGCUUGAACGAUACUUCUGCUCUCCUCCGCUCUACCGGACCUCUAGAGAGCAUGCUCAAGACGACGACAGAGACCGGAGAUCUUGGUAUCUACUCCAUCAAUUCUGCUGUACCUUCAAAUACACCUCGACCCCCUCGCACAAGAGUCGGUCAUAAAAGGGUGAGGCGGCCAGCUCGCCCUUAUUACGAUGAAGUUAAGGACGGUCCAAUUCGGGACGACCGUAGAUCGCUACCCUCGUAUCGAGACACGACUUCCGAGAUCAUUUCGUUAUAUGGCUCUCCUGGAAUUACCCAUCCCAGGUCGUUUUCUCCCGCGUCGGAAGGCCAACGAACACACUCUUUGACAACGUGCAGUUCGAGACGGGUCCCUUCAUUUAAAUCCUCCGGCACCUUUCACAGUCAACAAAGUAAUAAUGGCUUUCAGCGUCCUCGCUCACCGUUUCCAUAUCCCACACGUCUGAGGCGACCUGGUGUCCGGCCUUCUUCUCCAGCAGUGACAGAUAAUGGUCUCAUUGAUCACCGGAGAAUGGUUGAGAUUGACAGGUCUUCGCAUUUCUCACAUGCAUAGGGGUUAUCGCAAGCAUCGACGAUACCCUCCAUUGUCUUUGAGGCCCGAAUUCAGUCGAUCA